AUGAUGAUCAGUGGUGCCCCCGAGUCCCCGGGCACGGUGCCAUCCACAGGAGGGUUCAUCAAGUCCCACCGUGCCUCCCUUUUCUCACCGUGCCUCCCUUUUCUCACCUUGCCUCCCUUUUCUCACCGUGCCUCCCUUUUCUCACCUUGCCUCCCUUUUCUCACCUUGCCUCCCUUUUCUCACCGUGCCUCCCUUUUCUCACCGUGCCUCCCUUUUCUCACCGUGCCUCCCUUUUCUCACCGUGCCUCCCUUUUCUCACUGUGCCUCCCUUUUCUCACCGUGCCUCCCUUUUCUCACCGUGCCUCCCUUUUCUCACCGUGCCUCCCUUUUCUCACCGUGCCUCCCUUUUCUCACCGUGCCUCCCUUUUCUCACCGUGCCUCCCUUUUCUCACCGUGCCUCUCUUUUCUCACCGUGCCUCCCUUUUCUCACCGUGCCUCCCUUUUCUCACCGUGCCUCUCUUUUCUCACCGUGCCUCCCUUUUCUCACCGUGCCUCCCUUUUCUCACCGUGCCUCCCUUUUCUCACCGUGCCUCCCUUUUCUCACCGUGCCUCCCUUUUCUCACCGUGCCUCCCGUUUCUCACCGUGCCUCCCUUUUCUCACCGUGCCUCCCUUUUCUCACCGUGCCUCCCUUUUCUCACCGUGCCUCCCUUUUCUCACCGUGCCUCCCUUUUCUCACCGUGCCUCCCUUGUCUCACCUUGCCAGUGUUGGCCAUGAUGUAUCGGUGUCCCCGGGUCCCCGGGCAGAAGUUAGCAUCCACGGGAGGGUCGCCCUCAGAGCACAGGAAGUGCGGCCAGUGCCACAGCAUGCGCUCCUGGGGCAUCAGGCCCUUGACUUGGCAGCCAUACGACAGCCAGGGCACGUGGCGGUGCUGGGAGAGAAGCUCCGAGAGGGAGAAAAGUAG
Messenger RNA from Closterium sp. Naga37s-1, 903 nucleotides. The record is from the annotation of a GenBank genome assembly. Lineage: Eukaryota; Viridiplantae; Streptophyta; Zygnematophyceae; Desmidiales; Closteriaceae.